AUGGGUUUCAAGAAUCGCGAGAUAUAUCACAACACAGAUUGGGAUGCUGUCGCUAAGAACCCGGAGGUAAUGGGGAAAAUGGUUGGAGAUUGGCUGGUACACUAUGACCCAGAACAAUACGCAUAUGAGAACUACAACAAGUGUGCAGGGCACCUGCAUAGGGGCUAUGAAUAUAGUCCGUGGACUGUCAAGGAGCUCCUGGGUGCUUCGGAGAGUGGCGAGCCUGUUCAGGAUGAAGGAGAUUGGUCCUAG
This is a messenger RNA of Penicillium longicatenatum, 252 nucleotides long. RefSeq lists its product as uncharacterized. NCBI's taxonomy places the organism in Eukaryota, Fungi, Ascomycota, Eurotiomycetes, Eurotiales, Aspergillaceae. The record is from RefSeq and is a predicted model, not a curated record. The transcript has 2 exons. Bases 1 to 252 code for a protein of 83 amino acids.